AUGACUCCACGUCGGGCUGGCGAGGGGGAAACGACGGAAGCGACGGGAGUAAGGUCUCCACCGCGGAGCAAGGCGCGUUUGGGGUCGCCGCGUAAAGAGGGCGGAAGCGAGGGAGGGAGCGAGAGCUGUGGCGGGAGUGCCACCGUGGCCUCCGUCGAGAAGGUGGUUACGCGUGCUGGGUCGCCGCGUAACGUAGGGGGUACAGAGGGAGGGAGCGGGAGUUGUGGCGGGAGUGCCAACGUGGCCUCCGCUGAGAAGGUGGUUGCGCGUGCGGGGUCGCCGCGUAACGUAGGGGGUGUUGAGGGAGGGAGCGGGUGUUGUGGUGGGAGUGCCUUAGUGGCCACCACCGUGAAAGCGGCUGCGCGUACGGGGUCGUCGCGUAACGAGGAAGGUAGCGGUAGUGGGAGCGUUGCCCAUCCGUCUAGUACGGUGGGCAAAGGAGUGGGCGUCGCGAAGGAGGGCGCUGCGAAAGUUGUCACUCGUGUCGCGAGUGGCAAUAAGGAGGGAACGCGGGCUCUUCCAAGGGGAGCUGUUGUUGUUGGGGGUGGGGCAGUCAGCCAUGUGGCGGCUGCAAAGCGUAUUACUGGGGAGCUCAAUGAGCUGGUCUUUGAGGCCAAGGGCUUUGAGAGGGAGACCGCGAAGGGGCUGUUGGAGCUUGCCUCAAAGUAUGAGGCGCUCCUGAUGACGGUAAUUACCGAAAAUGCCCAUCUUCGCGGUCAGGUCAAUGCCGGCUCCGUCGGCACCGAUGCCUCCGCCUCCUGCACCUGUGCUGGAUGCGAUCACACCGGUGACGCCGAAGCCUGUGGAGACCUGGUCGGUUGUGGUAAGGAGUAA
Bactrocera tryoni is the source of this 834-nucleotide messenger RNA. RefSeq lists its product as uncharacterized. The record is from RefSeq and is a predicted model, not a curated record. The transcript has 2 exons. Bases 1 to 834 code for a protein of 277 amino acids. NCBI's taxonomy places the organism in Eukaryota, Metazoa, Arthropoda, Insecta, Diptera, Tephritidae.